Molecule: messenger RNA, 786 nt
Organism: Dermacentor albipictus
Lineage: Eukaryota; Metazoa; Arthropoda; Arachnida; Ixodida; Ixodidae
Source: RefSeq, a predicted model, not a curated record
AUGGCGACUUCAUCUAGAAAGCGGAAGUUCCUCUCGCUUGAAGAGAAGGCACGGAUUAUCAGCGCGGCAUCCAGUGGCAGGAAAAAGGGAGAUGUUGCAGCGGACUUCGGCAUCUCACAGAGCACGCUGUCAACGAUCUUGAAGUCGAAAGACGCGAUAGCGCAAGCUCUUUCUUCGGGGACAUCCGCGAAGCGGAAAAAGCUGACGCAAGCGGCUCAUGAGGACCUUGAGAAGGCUCUGUACACGUGGUUCCUCGACGUGCGCGCAAAGAAGAUGCCGGUCAGCGGAAACAUGUUGCAGCAAAAGGCACUUGGCUAUGCCUGUAUGCUGGGCAUCAAUGAUUUCAAAGCCAGCUCAGGGUGGCUGACCCGUUUUAAGGCCAGGCAUGAAAUCGUCGCUAAAGUGCUGUGUGGGGAGUCGGCCUCAUCAGACGCCGACGCUGCAUCUGCUUGGGCAUCAGCUACUGUGCCGGAAUUAAUGGAGAAAUAUGCCACAUCAGACAUAUACAAUGCCGAUGAAACGGGACUUUUCUUCGAGCUCCUCCCCUCCAAGACGCUUCACAUGAAGGGCCAGCCAUGCAGCGGAGGGAAGCACAGCAAAAAGCGUGUGACUGUGCUCCUGUGCUGCAACAUGGACGGGUCUGACAAGCGCUGCCCACUGGUGAUAGGCAAAAGUGCGAAGCCGCGGUGCUUCAAAGGUGGCAAGAGCCUGCCCGUCAAAUAUGUUGCCAAUAAGAAGUCUUGGAUGACACGGGCCGUUUUCAAAGAGCUUUCGACCGUGACAUGA